Messenger RNA from Anoplopoma fimbria (sablefish), 4735 nucleotides. It is a transcript of the gene ptk2bb, whose product is annotated as protein tyrosine kinase 2 beta, b. The coding region runs from base 156 to 3143 and encodes 995 amino acids. Gene Ontology annotation, cellular component: focal adhesion; cytoskeleton. Gene Ontology annotation, molecular function: ATP binding; protein tyrosine kinase activity. The record is from RefSeq and is a predicted model, not a curated record. Lineage: Eukaryota; Metazoa; Chordata; Actinopteri; Perciformes; Anoplopomatidae. The transcript is spliced from 31 exons. Gene Ontology annotation, biological process: protein phosphorylation; signal complex assembly.
CACAGGUGAGGGAGUGGCCACCUGCUCAGUGUGAGAGUCAAGCUGUCAGGCCCGGACUGUCCGAGAGGAAUAACACCUUCUGACAAGCUUUUAUUCUGAGAGCAAGCACACCAGAAUCCGGUUGAUGAUAUGAUGGUGCCGACCCACUCGUGACAAUGUAUGAGGUGAUGUCCGGUGACACCCUGUCCUGGAAGGUGGCCAGUCCAAGACAAAGCGUGACAGAGUCCAGCCCCGAAUCGAACCCCCCUGGGGAAGGAGGGCCCGUCAAGAUCCUCAAAGUGUGCUUCUGCACCAACAACAACCUGGGCAAGAACUUCAAGCUGGUUAAAUGUGACAGCUCCUGGCAAAUUAGGGCCAUCAUUCGUUCGAUUCUGAUCUGUGGUCGAUUGGGGCCGAACAUCGAACACUCAGGAUGCUACGGUCUCCUGCUGAAGCACCUGAAGUCAGAAGAACUUCACUGGCUGCAUCCGGAUCUGACUGUUGGGGAGGUGGAGCAACGCUACGAGAGCCAUCAUGUGGAAGCUGAGUGGAGGUAUGACCUUCGUAUCAGAUACGUUCCUGUCAACUUCUUGGAGAAAUUCAAAGAUGACAGAUCUACGUUAGUGUUUUUUUACCAACAGGUGCGUAGUGACUACAUGCAGUAUCACGCCUCUAAAGUCAGUGAUGGGAUGGCUCUGCAGCUCGGUUGUUUGGAGAUCAGGAGGUUCUACAAAGACAUGAAUGCAAAAGGUCUCGAGAAGAAGUCCAACUUUGAGCUGCUAGAAAAAGAGGUGGGCCUUGAGCUCUUCUUUCCUCCACAGCUGAUUAACAGCAUGAAGUCAAAGCAGCUACGGAAGUUGAUCCAGCAAACGUUUCAACAGUACGCAACGCUCAAGGAGGACGACUGCAUGAUCAAGUUUUUCGAGACCCUCAACGAUUUCAUCAACUAUGAUGAAGAGGUUUUCCCAUGUGAACUAGUGCAAGGUUGGAGUCUAGCAGUGGAGCUGGUCAUCGGUGGGAGGGGGAUUCGCCAACGCACACAGAAGAAUUCAGCGCCUGUUUUUCUAGCCGACUUCAAACAGAUCAAGAAAAUCCAAUGCUUAUCUCAGAGCGACGGGAAGGCUCUCUUAGACCUCAGCGUAGAGGGGGCCAGACAACGGCUAUCGAUCAACGUGGCCACAGUCCCUAUGGCAGAGAACAUGAUGGACCUUAUUGAUGGCUACUACCGGCUGGAAAAUGACACCGAUGAUUCUGUUAUCUACCGACCAAAUAAAGAUGCCAAUGCACGGACUGCCCUACCUGAGAUCCCUACAAACAACAGAGACUCCAGCUCGACCAGACACAGUAUGGGGUCGGAUAUCUAUUGUGAGAUCCUCGAUGAAAGGCCGACGUCAGUUGUAAAGUACGGGAUCGACCGAGGCGACAUCGUUCUCGGCCAAAUCCUUGGUUCAGGUUUUUUUGGGGAAGUCUACGAUGGAGUUUACAAAAAAGAUAGCGGUGAGAAGAUUAAUGUGGCAGUGAAGACCUGCAAAGACUGUUCACCUGAUGUGAUGGAGAAGUUCAUGAGUGAAGCAGUAAUUAUGAAGAACCUCAAUCAUCAGCACAUCGUCAAACUGAUCGGAAUCAUAGAGGAAGAUCCUGUGUGGAUCGUCAUGGAGCUUUAUCAGUAUGGAGAGCUCGGGAACUACCUAUCAGAGAACCAGAAUACAAUGACAAAUAUAACUCUGGUGCUGUUCAGCCUGCAGAUCUGCAAAGCUCUUGUCUACCUUGAAGGGGUCAACGUGGUCCACAGAGACAUUGCUGUGCGGAACAUCUUAGUCGCCAGUCCAGACUGUGUGAAGCUCGGAGACUUCGGUCUGUCGAGAUACAUUGAGGAUGAAGAAUACUACAAAGCGUCUGUUACCCGGUUGCCAAUCAAGUGGAUGGCUCCAGAAUCCAUCAACUUCAGACGUUUCACCACCGCCAGUGAUGUCUGGAUGUUUGCCGUAUGUAUGUGGGAGAUAAUGAGUUGUGGUCAGCAACCAUUCUUCUGGCUCGAGAACAGAGACGUGAUCAACCAGCUGGAGCAGGGAAUCAGGCUGCCCAAACCGGACAACUGCCCUCCUGCCCUCUACUCCCUCAUGACCCGCUGCUGGUCCUACGAUCCCAGAGAGAGACCCAGCUUCACUGAGCUGGUGGUGAAGAUCAGUGAUGUCCACAAGAUGGAGAAGGAGCAGGAAGUGGAGAGAGAGAGGGACAGAGCGCGCUCCACCAAAAUUUUCGACCCCAAGUUCAAUUUCAACGAGCCUCCUCCGAAGCCUUCAAGGAUGCAACCAGGGCGGUUCGGGAACAUGCUCAGCAUUGGCCUACACAUUCAGCUGAACGAGGCUUUAUGUGCCAGCUCACCUGACCUGGCCAGCCCGUGUGAAUACCAGUCCCCCGUCGACUCCAUGAGCAUGCUCGGGUUGCCGGAAACCAGGUCCCCUCGGCGUCGCAGCAUGGGGGAGGGCGAGUUUUUCCGAGCAGAACCAAACAGCAGGGAGGACGCCACGCGCCUGUGGCAGCAGGAGAGACAUCACAUGCAGAACACUCUCCGCGUGCAGAAACAGCAGAUGAUGGAGGACGAGAAGUGGCUGGAGAAGGAGGAGAGACUCCUGGACCCCAUGGGACCAGAGGACUCUGCCGGCCCAGCGUCCCCUGAAGCUGAAGAAGACCAUGCACCUCCAGAGAAGCCCCCGAGGCUCACAGCACAGCCUGCGCCCACAGCUGAGCUGGACCGCUCCGACGACAAGGUGUACCAGUACGUCAUGGACCUGGUUAAAGUUGUUGUCCAACUCAAGAAUGACAUCGCAGAGGCGCCACCGGAAAAAUACAUCACCAUUGUCAAGUCCGUUGGGAUGGCUUUACGAGAUCUGAUUCGCAGUGUGGAUGACAUACUGCCCACCUUACACGAGUCUGUCAGGACUGAGAUCGAGGGCACCCAGAAGCUGCUGAACAACGACAUGGCGGAGCUGAUCAGCAAAAUGCGUCUGGCCCAGCAGAACUCCAUCACCACUUUGAAGGAGGAGUGUAAGAAACAGAUGCUGGCUGCUGCACACACUCUGGCUAUGGACAGUAAGAACAUGUUAGACGCUGUGGACCAAUCCAGAGUCAGGGCCAAUUUAGCCAAGCCAGUGGCCCCCUAGUGGACUGUAAGCUCUCCCAUUCGGUUUCAAGCUAAUGAUUCACAUCCGUCAGUCAGAAAUAACAUUUGCACACAGUUGAGCAUUUUUAUGGUGAUCAGAAAUGUUAACACUGGGGUGCAGAAGUUUUGUCUCCCACUUCUGGCAAUGAGAGUAAUAAACACAAACACUGUCAACACUGCGGAUGAUUCAGGCCUACAGGUGAGGUCGCCGCAUCUCCCCCUCUCCAGGAGUGUUUGUCCUCGUCAUCGAUUGUUUUUUUUGUUGUUUUUUUUACUUUAAUCCUUCAUCUGAACACCUUUUUAUCUGGAGCUUUCACUACAGAACUUGUCUUGGACAUUUCUUCAUUUUGGAUUUUCUGCUAUAGUAAGUGACAUACUCCCAGCUAAGGCUCGGUCAUUAUAGUCUCUCACAACCCUUUUCUGUUCCAAUCAGCUCUGGCUGGUUGAUGUAAACCCAUCAUUGGUGGGCCGGCGCAGGAAAUACCCCACAGAAACCACAUACACAGAGUCCGAGUUUCCCUGGUGGCAAAGGUCUUAAUCAGCAUAGAACGCUGCAGGAUUGAUGAGUCUUUGUAGGCCAACCCUAGAACUUAGCAUCUUGUGCACUCGACUUUUCCAAUUGGUGAUUUUUCAAUUGGAAAGGUUAUGAUACUUACAUGUUAGCUAACCUUAGGCUACGAAUGAACUGCAACACGGUCGCAUGAGCGCUAGUUUACACAACAAGGCUGUAAAGGCAGACUAGUAGGUACGAUGACAUUUUUGAGUUUCAUUUAUACUUUGGUUAGCAACAGCCUUUUUUUAGCUUCAAAAUUCACGAGUGGGGUAUUUACUGUUGUAUAUCAUAUCGUACAGCAAAACCUUAAAAUCUCAAAAGCUUGUGUUAACCACAAACCUCAUUUGAGGCAUAACCAAAAACCCAUUUAAUGAUCCCACUGACUUAGAGACGAGGGAACCGAAAGUACAAAAAUGCUGCUAACUAAUUUCUGGAUUUUAGGAUUUAUUCUUGCAGCAUUGCAUUGUGUGAACUUAAAUGACUCAACGUUCAUUUAUAUGUUAUAGUCCUGCACUCCAGUUUUAAAGUACAAUACGAUGGUACAAGUCAGUGGAUAUGGACAACUUGAAAAAAGUUGUAUUUGCUUUUCAAGGUAGUAUGUAUACUGAAAAUGAUGGUCUAUUGGCAUCAUAUUUACGAUGCCAUCAUUUCAGAUAAACUUAAUUUCAUGGUGACUGUGAUUGGUGAUUUAUUGACUUAAUUAUCUGAUCAGAAAUUGGAUUUUCCUUGUAAAUAUAAAAUCUGUCAAGCACAAUAGGUUUUUACAGCAGAGAAAAAGAAAAACAAUUUCAAAAUAAUGUGAUCUAAAUUAAAACACCUUUUCAAUCUACUUUUCAGAAGUGUUUUAUAUAUACAGUGCAUAUCUCAAGUUUGACUAUGACGCAUUAUAUAAAAAUUAUAAGAUGAAGACAAGAACGGUUUGCAUAAUUGGUUGUCAGAAAAGUGAAAAGCUCUCUUGAGAGAAGAAAUGUUUCUGUAUAAUAACCAUUACUAGCACGUGAAUCAAGUGAUAUAAAAAUAAAUAUGAUGUAUGCUACUGU